Molecule: messenger RNA, 2436 nt
Organism: Tachysurus fulvidraco (yellow catfish)
Lineage: Eukaryota; Metazoa; Chordata; Actinopteri; Siluriformes; Bagridae
Gene: slc52a3-1
Product: solute carrier family 52 member 3
Exons: 4
Coding region: 578-1927 (449 amino acids)
Biological process (GO): riboflavin transport
Cellular component (GO): plasma membrane
Molecular function (GO): riboflavin transmembrane transporter activity
Source: RefSeq, a predicted model, not a curated record
GUUUAUGUAUCUAUACAUUCAGGUAUUAGUAUUAUGUAUCUAUACAUUCGCAUGGUAAAACAACGGGAAAAACAGGGUGAAUUUGUCUGAUCCAAGCCAAACACUUAACUUUUCAUGCGCCUUGGCUCAUCCAAGAUGCACUGACUUUACUGCCUUAGCAUUGGAUCAGGUUUCACAACACAAGAUUCUGAUUCGAAAAUUAGAGGCUCAAACUUACAUCGAGAUGUCGAACUAUCGCUCUUCAAAGCUCGUAAAAUUUAAAUCCCCAUGGCAUCUUAAUGCACCAACUCAACUUUCCAAAGGAUUUUUUUUUUGCUUUAUUUUGGCUUUUUAAACUCGCUAAAUCGAUCCGAACCGAAAACAGGUGCAUUUAAACACAAAAGAGGUGUGUUUUCAAAUCCAGAAAGUCAUGCUUAAAGUUUUUCCCCUCAAGAUAAACUGAACCGAUUACACGGUUACCUUCGGACAGCUAUAAGGAGUGGUGGACCAGUGUAUUCAGGAAGCAAAAAGACAGAUAUCUACCAUACAAAAAAACUUCAAAAUCAUUCCUAAAAAUUUCAGACUAAGACAUCCCAUAAUGUCUCUUUAUGUCCAUGUGUUGGCCUGUGCCUUUGGCCUGGGUUCGUGGGUGGCCGUUAAUGGAAUGUGGGUGGAGCUGCCACUAAUUGUCAAUGUUCUACCAGAAAGAUGGGAAUUACCAUCAUACCUUACAGUCAUCAUCCAGCUGGCCAAUAUCGGCCCUAUCCUAGUUACCCUUGUGCAUAAGCUGUAUCCUGGUCGAGUACGUGAGAAUCUGGUGGUCUAUGCAAUGCUGACGGUUGGUAUAUUAGCAUGCAUUCUCCUUACAGUGUUCUGGAAGAAGACAACCAUGAUUUUGGGCCAACCUAGAAGCACAGCUUUCUUUAUAAUCAUAUUUUUUCUGUCUUUGGUGGAUUGCACAUCCUCUGUCACCUUCCUGCCUUUCAUGAUGCAGCUCCCGGCCAGAUACAUCACCACCUACUUCAUUGGUGAAGGAUUAAGUGGGUUUUUGCCUGGGUUGGUAGCUCUGGCACAAGGAGUUGGCAUGGCCAAAUGUGUUAAUGUCUCCCAAACAUCAGGGAACCUUUCAAACCUGGACCAUAAUAACUUCACAUUGGAAGCUCAGUACAUUCCUCCUAACUUCUCCACAGAGAUCUUCUUCUCUUUUCUAGUGGUCAUGAUGUUGAUAAGUAUUGGUGCUUUUGGCUUGCUAAACCAUAUCGCUAAGACUUUUACACUUUCUACUGAAGAUCUGGUGUCUGAGGCAGGGGCUGUUGUAACAGUCAGUGGAGGUCCAGAAGACCAGGCAGAAAGCAAAACAGGGAAAAACAGCCAAAUUGGUGCCACUGAAGAUCAGCCCAAGCAUCUGAUAGUAAAAAGGUAUUAUUCCUGUUAUGAGCUAGCCUUCAUCUACUGCAUGGUGGUGUGGGUAAAUUGUGCCACCAAUGGACUACUGCCAUCAGUACAGACGUUCUCCUGCAUGCCCUAUGGGAAUAUGGUCUAUCACCUUUCAGCUUCUCUGUCAUCACUUGCUAACCCACUGGCCUGCUUUAUCUCCAUGUUCGCUCCCAAACGCUCACUGUUAUUGCUGGGUAUUCUGUGCAUGCUGGGUACUGGUUGUGGUGGGUACAACAUGGCUAUGGCAGUUAUGAGUCCUUGUCCAUUGCUGCAAGACUCACCACUAGGAAAAUCUCUAAUUGUCUUGUCAUGGAUUCUUUUCACCGGUCUGCUGAGCUACGUAAAGGUGAUGGUGGGAGUCAUUCUAAGGGACCAGAGCCAUAUCGCCCUGGUGUGGUGUGGAGCUGCAGUACAGGCAGGAUCUCUAAUGGGAUCAUUCAUUAUGUUUCCCCUGGUCAGCAUUUAUCAUCUGUUUAAGUCAGGGGAUAUCUGCAACAACAAGUGCAUAUAAUUCUGAUGCUUUCCCGUGAGUUUGCAUACAAAUUUAAUGUACAAACAAAUGUACACACAAACACACACAUUCACACCUAGGGGCAAUUUAUUCCACCAACCUGUACACUUUUGUGAAGCAUUCUGAGAGUGGAGGAACCCUUUUUAAUUAUUAACCCUAUUUAAUAGAAGCCAAAUGUGUGAAAGCAUCUAUUUUACAGUUAAAACAUGUUAAACAUUUGACACAGUUUCUAAACGUAUAAAACAACAAAACACAUUUAGUGUUGCCAAACUAUUCCCCUGAUGGGAUUGGAAAUCAUUUGUACUGAUGUAUUUACAAUAAUGCACUACGUUAAAUGAGACAUUGUUGUUACAUUUACCAUUUUUAAAAUGUAAAUUUAAGGCCCCUGAUUGAGGCUUUGAAUCUGAAUGAGAUCGAAGUCUCAACAAAAGUAUAACUUUUAAAGUAACAGUAUAAUAUACAUGGUUGUCAAAGCAAUUUUAAGAUAAUAAACAUUAUUGUGCACAAUA